UUGCUGGUCACGUGGAAACACGUCACGUGACUGCGCUCCAUAAUCGCCUACUGACCAUUCGUGUUCAUUGUGCAAGCUGGCGACACGAUGUACAUAGUAGUGACCUUCUCCAUCUGCUUGUUAUUCACUUCUUUGGUCUGGGGUGGAUAUCUGGAAUAUGACCAAGAUGUCCUGAUACCAGAGGACUGGGCUAAUGUUGGCCGGCUCGAGCCCACAGAGGAACUGGAGCUGACGUUUGCCUUGAAGCAGCAGAACAUUAACCUGCUGGAGAAAACACUCGGACUAGUGUCAGACCCUGACUCGGCGCGCUAUGGUGAUUACCUUAGCCUGGACGAAGUGUCCUCCCUUGUGCGUCCAUCUAAACUGACCCAGAAGGUGGUGCAUCGCUGGUUGCAGAGUCAUGGGAUUAAAAACUGCCUGUCUGUUCAUACUCAGGAUUUUUUACAGUGCACCAUGACUGCAAAGGUUGCAGAGACCCUACUUCCAGGAAGCAGGUUCCACCGUUAUGUCAGAGAAGGCCGGUCUCUAGUGAGGUCAUCGGCUCCAUACUCAGUGCCUGAUGAUGUUCACCAGCACCUAGACUUUGUUGGAGGGCUUCAUCGCCUUCCACCAGAAGGGAAAGACCUCGGUAAGAAGCAAAAGCAAUCGAAGGCAGGGUUUCACCUCGGAGUGUAUCCAUAUAUCUUGAGGGCCCGCUAUAACCUCACAUCAACUGAUGUGGGAAGAGCUCAGAACAACAGCCAGGCUGUAGCUCAGUUCUUGGAGCAGUAUUACCACCCUGCUGACUUGGCUGAGUUCAUGGGCAUAUUUGGCAGGACCUUCCCCCAUCAGUUUGAGGUGGAUCGAGUGGUAGGCCACCAGGAAAGAGGAAAGGCCGGCCUUGAGGCCAGUCUGGAUAUAGAGUACAUCAUGAGCACGGGGGCAAACAUCUCUACAUGGGUCUUCACCAAUCCAGGUCGUCACGAGUCCCAGGAGCCUUUCCUCCAGUGGAUGGUUCUGCUGAGCAACAUGUCUGACCUGCCCUGGGUUCACACUAUCAGCUACGGCGACGACGAGGACAGCUUGUCUACUGCCUACAUGAUGCGUAUCAAUACAGAGUUUAUGAAGGCUGGCGUCAGGGGAAUAUCAUUGCUCUUUGCUUCUGGUGACGACGGUGCUAGCUGCAGAAAAGUGGGUACAGGAAACACCUUCAGGCCCAGUUUCCCAGCCUCAAGUCCAUAUGUGACCACAGUAGGAGGAACCUCAUUCAAGAACCCGUUUAAAGUCACGUAUGAAGUCACACAUUACAUAAGCGGAGGAGGCUUCAGCAAUGUCUUCGAGAUGCCUUCCUACCAGUCCAGUGCAGUGGCAGCGUAUCUGAAGACUGCAAACCUUCCUCCUCAGUCAUACUUCAAUAUCAGUGGCAGGGCCUACCCAGACAUGGCUGCUCUAUCUGAUAACUACUGGGUGGUCGUGAACAGACUGCCAAUGCCCUGGGUGUCUGGGACCUCGGCAUCGACCCCUGUGGUCGGAGGCAUACUGUCUCUCAUCAAUGAUCGGCGGCUGCUGAAGGGUCUGCCUGCCCUGGGCUUCCUCAACCCUCGCCUCUACCAGCUCAAGGGACAACCGCUAUUUGAUGUGACUGAAGGCUGUCACCUAGGCUGUCUGGACGAGCAGGUUCAGGGGCAAGGGUUCUGUGCUGCACCAUUGUGGGAUCCUGUUACAGGCUGGGGGACACCAAACUACCCUGCACUGCUGGCUGCCCUGCUAUCCAAGUGAACACCUGCAAUAACAGGGCACUGUAUGCUCUGAGAGCAGGUACUAUACACACGUAAACUUUUGAUGCCAAAGGCUGGAUGAUUUUACCAUGAAUCUCAGAAAUAAGUAAGCAGGCGAGUGUUAAGAGUAAUCUUAUGCUUUAAAUUCAUGCUGCUAGAUACUCAGCAAUGGGAAAUGUGGAAAUACUGGUUGCUAUGCAUAAAAUUUUGGGGAACAUUAAACCAACACUGAAUACUUGAAGACAGUGUUGUUAGCUGUCAAACAAAUCUAUAUACCAGGUGCAAUGAUUUUCGCAGAUUAAAGAAAUUUUGUAUGCAAUAUAGUAGAAUGCCAACCCGAAAGUUAGCAUUAGGGAUGGGCAGUGGGACAAUGCCAUCAUCCAUUGAUGAUGGCUGACAGGCACCAGUGACCUGAGUGCUUUUCUCUAGUUCUAACUACAACAGAGUGAAACAUCUUCACUGGUAAAACUAUCAGCUGAUCUCACAUCAGUGAUGGGAAUGUAGUAUUCUUUGGGAUGCUCUACAUGCAAAUGGUCAUGGAGAUCCAUCUUUUACAUCAUAUUACGGAAGAACAAAUCCUGCACUUUACUUAGUUUUGUUUUUUCACCCACAUUACUGCCCAUAUGGCAGAUAUCAUCCAUCGCAAAGUUUUACUACAAGACAUUGUCUGAUACCUUUCCAAUGGACAUCACCCAUCCCUACUUGGCAUCACCAUGGGUUCCCUCGAAAAAAGAAUAGAUUUUUCCAUAAGCAUUUGGAUCAUUGUCGAGAAUUACCUCUGUAACAAACAACCAUUUAUGACACUUUUUUCCAGAUGUUAUCUUGAUGGCAUGGUGAUGCCAAGUAGGGAUGGGUGAUGUCUAUGGGAAAGGUAUCAGAGAAUGUCUUGUAGAAUGUCUUGAUUGUCGAAGCCUAAAUACAAUCAUCCAAAGUACAAAGCUAUUGUUAGGCUAUAAACAAAGUACACUGUGGUCCCAUGACUUCAAAUUCCUUUCCUCUUGAUCUGGCAGGUGAUCAUGGCUGUGCCAGUUAAAAUAGUUUGCAAGUGCGUGUAUUUAAAUAUAACGAGACUGUAAAGGCAGACUAGUGAGAUGAUUAAUGGCCUUGUCAGAAUGAUGUUUAAUAUCCCAGAUGCCUCUGUAGCCUCAUUUUAGCCACUUGUGAAGCAACCACCUUUUUAAAGAUAUGUAUUUACUGACAUAUUUCAUUUCAUAGAACAAAUCAUGAAAAUGUAUUGGCCUUGUGUUAACCACAGACUUUAUUUUAAGUGCCUACCUAAAAGACUUCAGGGCGAGGGAACAGAAGUGCAAAAAUUCUAACUCGGUUCUGGGUUUUACGACUCACUACUAUGGCACUCUAUUGUACACAGGUUUGGUUUCAGUAGGAUAGUUAAAACGGCCUAUAUUGCCAUUCUGCUAUGUAGGGAUUAACUAGCUAAAUCAUUUCUUUUAAUAUGACUAAUGUAAUUGCAGGUAACUUUUAAAAAUGUAGCUUGUGUUAGUAAUAACAUGGGAAUACACUUUGUGAUUUAAGAUCAACAGGACUUUUCAGAGAGCUUAUUUUACUUUAGGUUGUUGAUAUUUGUAUUGUGGCCAAGAACUAAAUUGCACUAACUUUGUUUAAAAUGAUUCAGCAAUUCUAACCACCAGCACUGUUGCACUUACCGUAGUUUUGUUUGAUAUUGUUGCCAUGGAAAUCAAAUUAGAUAUAUUUAGGGUGGAAGACUGUUGUGCUGUUUCUGGAUUUAUUCUUUUUUUUUUUUAAUUUGCA
Messenger RNA from Monopterus albus (swamp eel), 3527 nucleotides. It is a transcript of the gene tpp1, whose product is annotated as tripeptidyl peptidase I. Gene Ontology annotation, molecular function: tripeptidyl-peptidase activity; serine-type endopeptidase activity. The record is from RefSeq and is a predicted model, not a curated record. Bases 88 to 1758 code for a protein of 556 amino acids. Gene Ontology annotation, biological process: central nervous system development; proteolysis. The transcript has 13 exons. Lineage: Eukaryota; Metazoa; Chordata; Actinopteri; Synbranchiformes; Synbranchidae.